Molecule: messenger RNA, 1110 nt
Organism: Rubroshorea leprosula
Lineage: Eukaryota; Viridiplantae; Streptophyta; Magnoliopsida; Malvales; Dipterocarpaceae
Source: the annotation of a GenBank genome assembly
CUUCGACCAAAAUUUGCUUCCAAAUGGCUACAUGGUUAAUGGAAUUUGUUCAAUUAGCUUUUUUUAGUUUUUACUGUAUUGUUAAAGGAUAUAGUCCCUUGAUGAUAAUUAUUGUUCGAGUCAUGCCAUCAAGACUAAGGUAAAAAAAGGUUUACCUUGCUACUAAUGGCUCUAAUCAGGAUAAAUUUUCUUCUGCCAGGUUUAUGUUAGUUUCUGUACCACCACUGCAACUUAUCUAAAUGGGUGCUGGAGACUGGUUCAGGUCAUUCAUAUGCUUGAAGAAAGUGAAGAAUGGUACAUCCAAACAAGUACAGCAGCCGAAUAAUGGUGGCAAUCAUGAACACAUAGCUGCUAUCAGGAUUCAGACCGCUUACCGGGCAUACAGGGCAAGAAAAGCUUUUAGGAGACUGAACGGUGUAAGGAGAUUCAAUGAGUUGGUACAAGCGCAUCCAGUUAAGGAGCAAACGUCUUCAACUUUAAGCCAUUUACAUUCAUGGUGUGAUAUACAGUCCAGGAUAAGAGCUCGCCGGCUGUGUAUGGUCACAGAAGGUCGGAUUAAGCAAAAGAAACUGGAAAAUCAAAUGAAACUGGAGGCUAAGCUUCAUGAGCUGGAGGUGGAAUGGUGCGGUGGCUCAGAAACCAUGGAGGAAAUCCUGUCCAGGAUUCAACAGAGGGAAGAAGCAGCUGUGAAGCGCGAACGAGCCAUGGCUUAUGCCUUUUCUCAUCAGUGGAGGGCAAAUGCAAGCCAAUACCUGGGGCAAACCUCCUUCAACCUGGGGAGAGAAAACUGGGGAUGGAGCUGGAAGGAGAGAUGGAUAGCAGCUCGGCCGUGGGAGGUCAGGGUUGUAUCUCAGGGCAGCCACCCAAAGAAGGCUAAUGGAAAGCAAGGAAGCAAAGGAGGGGAAGAAGUGAAAGAUCCAGACCCGGUUAUAUCUGCUUUGCCAAAUGGGAAGGUUGCUGCUCCUAAACCCAAAAAAGUUGCCCCAGCAGAUGGGUGAAGGACAAGAAUGUCCAAGCAGCAUUUUUUUUUUAUUUUAUAAUUUUCAAGGAUUUGAAACUUUGGUUGGGACUAUAUUUUUUUAAGAAUGUUAAUAUAUUUAAGAAUGUUAU